Molecule: messenger RNA, 764 nt
Organism: Saimiri boliviensis boliviensis (Bolivian squirrel monkey)
Lineage: Eukaryota; Metazoa; Chordata; Mammalia; Primates; Cebidae
Gene: AGRP
Product: agouti related neuropeptide
Biological process (GO): positive regulation of feeding behavior; hormone-mediated signaling pathway; adult feeding behavior
Cellular component (GO): extracellular region
Molecular function (GO): neuropeptide hormone activity; type 1 melanocortin receptor binding
Source: RefSeq, a predicted model, not a curated record
AGCUCCUAGGUCCCUGUCCUGUGGAAAUUUGGGGCCCCUGGGCACCCUCUCUUGCUCCCAAAUUUUAAUUGGCUCCUGGAAACCUCACCCCAAAUUAGAGAUGGGCACCUCUCUUGUAGAACAAAAGGCUCAGGUCCGGGGAGUAAGGGCCUGAACUGUGCCCCCACCCUCCAAGAAGGGCCCCUUGCAGCCUGGCUGCAGGGAUCAGUCACGUGUGGCCCUUCAUUAGGCCCUGCCAUAUAAGCCGAGGGCCCUGGGUGGCCGGGAACUCUCUAGGGAAGAAUCCAGGAGGCAGAGGCCAUGCUGACUGCAGCGAUGCUGAGCUGUGCCCUGCUGCUGGCACUGCCUGCCAUGCAGGGAGCCCAAAUGGGCUUGGCCCCCCUGGAGGGCAUCAGAAGUCCUGACCAGGCCCUGUUCCCAGAGCUCCCAGGCCUGGGCCUGCAGGCUCCACUGAAGAAGACAACUGCAGAACAGGCAGAAGAGGAUCUGCUGCAGGAGGCUGAGGCCUUGGCAGAGGUACAAGACCUGCAAGACCGCGAGCCCCGCUCCCCACGCCGCUGCGUAAAGCUGCAGGAGUCCUGCCUGGGACAGCAGGUGCCUUGCUGUGACCCAUGUGCCACGUGCUACUGCCGCUUCUUCAAUGCCUUCUGCUACUGUCGCAAGCUGGCUACUGCCACGAACUCCUGCAGCCGCACCUAGCUGGUCAACUUCAGGGUCGGAGCCAGGGUAGGGGCAAGGAAACGCAAAUAAAGAAUGGGACCAAC